GGCAAAAAAAAGAAUAAUUUCUUUAUUUGAAAAAAGAAAAAGGUAGCAGCUGUGCAGGAAGUGCGAACAAGUUCUCCCUUGCGACUUUCACUCUCUCUGUUUCCAUUCUCCCCCAAACCCUAUUCUCUUUGAUCUUCAUUUAUUCUUCACGUCAAAACCUUCUUCUCAUCAUAUUUUCUUCUAUAUUCUCUUUAAUAGAUCAAAUCUACGAUGCUGGGCGUUUUAAGGCGCAAGGCUUCUGCUUCGUGCUUAGGGAAAAAUCUGCAAGUGAUUCGACCUACAGUGUCUACGUCUAGAAUUCCCUCUGCCACAACAGAAAAGCUAUUACUUCUUCCUAGACAAUGUGGUCAUACUCGGAAUUUCAGUCACCUUGUUUUACCUGGAUGCUCAACGAAUUUGAGGCCAGAAAGGGGAGCCGUGGCCAAUCUUCACUCAAGUCUAACACUACAGAUUCACAGCAGGCCCUUCUGUUCAAAUAGUGGUGAUCUGGUUGAUGCUGUUGUUCCUUUUAUGGGUGAAUCCAUAAGUGAUGGCACACUGGCUAAGUUCCUGAAGAAUCCUGGUGACAGAGUAGAAGUUGAUGAGCCAAUUGCUCAGAUUGAAACAGAUAAGGUAACAAUUGAUGUAACCAGUCCGGAAGCCGGUGUAAUCCAAAAGUUUGUAGCCAAGGAAGGAGACACUGUGGAACCAGGCUACAAGGUUGCUAUCAUUUCAAAAUCUGGUGAGGGUGUAGAAAGUGUAGAUCAUGUUGCUCCGUCCGAGAAGCCAUCUGAAAAAGAAGCUCCGAAGCCACCUUCUCCUGUUGAAGAGAAAAAAGAAGACGUGAAACCUAAAGUUGAGACAACUCCUGUCAAAGAGAAGUCUAAGGAAACUUCACCGCCUCCUAAGCGCUCUGCUACAGAACCCCAACUUCCCCCUAAAGAGCGGGAAAGACGAGUUCCCAUGACCAGGCUCAGGAAAAGAGUUGCUACUCGCUUGAAAGAUUCUCAGAACACAUUUGCAUUGUUGACUACAUUCAAUGAAGUUGAUAUGACUAAUUUGAUGAAGCUCCGAUCUGAUUACAAAGAUGCAUUUGUUGAAAAGCACGGGGUGAAGUUAGGACUCAUGUCUGGAUUUGUGAAAGCAGCAGUUAGUGCACUCCAGAAUCAACCUAUAGUUAAUGCAGUUAUUGAUGGCGAUGACAUCAUAUAUCGGGACUAUGUAGACAUCAGUAUAGCUGUUGGUACCCCAAAGGGUCUGGUCGUCCCUGUUCUCCGCAAUGCUGAGAAGAUGAAUUUUGCUGAGAUAGAGAAGACAAUAAACGGACUCGCUAAGAAGGCAACAAACGGAACCAUCUCUAUUGAUGAAAUGGCUGGAGGGUCAUUCACAAUAUCCAAUGGUGGUGUGUAUGGAAGUCUUCUAAGUACCCCUAUCAUAAAUCCUCCUCAGUCGGCUAUUUUGGGGAUGCACUCAAUUGUGAAUCGCCCAAUGGUUGUUGGAGGCAACGUUGUCUCAAGACCAAUGAUGUACAUUGCGCUGACAUAUGACCAUAGGCUGAUUGAUGGAAGAGAGGCGGUGUACUUUCUGAGAAGGAUUAAAGAUGUGGUUGAAGAUCCACGUCGCCUGCUCCUUGAUGUUUGAAGAUAUACAACCAUCUCUGGCUUUUGAUUUGACUGUUCAUGGUAUACCUGAGUGUACACUCAAGCUUAAAACCAGAAUAAACAUGACAAUGUCACAGUUUUGGAGGCCUUGAACAUUGUUUUUCCCCCCUGAUUAUUUAAUCAGCUGCAACUAUCUAUACUUGAGAUCUGCAAAUAGAGCUCUGUUGCAAUUCAAUCUUUCCCUUCCCUGAUUCACUUUUUCCACAACUCUUUACUUUUGACAUGAUGCUGAAAAAGGAUUAUUUCUUGUUUAUAUGUCACCAGCUUGAACUGUUUUUAUACAUUUCAGUUUCAUGUUAUGCAGUUACACUUCUGUCU
This is a messenger RNA of Nicotiana tabacum (common tobacco), 1958 nucleotides long. Its product is annotated as dihydrolipoyllysine-residue succinyltransferase component of 2-oxoglutarate dehydrogenase complex 1, mitochondrial. Lineage: Eukaryota; Viridiplantae; Streptophyta; Magnoliopsida; Solanales; Solanaceae. The record is from RefSeq and is a predicted model, not a curated record. Gene Ontology annotation, biological process: tricarboxylic acid cycle. Gene Ontology annotation, cellular component: oxoglutarate dehydrogenase complex; mitochondrion. Gene Ontology annotation, molecular function: dihydrolipoyllysine-residue succinyltransferase activity.